This is a messenger RNA of Neocloeon triangulifer, 2253 nucleotides long. Its product is annotated as zinc finger CCCH domain-containing protein 11A-like. The coding region runs from base 120 to 1835 and encodes 571 amino acids. Gene Ontology annotation, molecular function: metal ion binding. The transcript has 6 exons. The record is from RefSeq and is a predicted model, not a curated record. NCBI's taxonomy places the organism in Eukaryota, Metazoa, Arthropoda, Insecta, Ephemeroptera, Baetidae.
AUCAUCUGCUGCGCUCGCCAUCUUUGUUUUGCCAGAAUUUUGCUUUCUGCGGAGAGGAGUGCAUUUUUAGAGUUAAAACUUGCACUUUUACAGUGUUUUCUGCCUAGAAGAAAGCAAUCAUGGACGACUGUUACUUUUACUACUAUUCGUCGUGCUUGAAGGGCGACGCUUGUCCCUUCAGGCACGAGCCUAGCGCGCUUGGCAAAGAAACCGUCUGCAAUUUCUGGAAGCAGAGACUCUGCAACAAGGCUCACUGUCCGUUUCGCCAUAUGGAUGUGAAGGUGGACCGCAGCACAAUACCGUGCUACUGGGAAACGCAGCUCACUGGUUGCCGAAAGCCGCACUGUCCUUUCCUGCACCAGAGCAAGUCUCUCUCCAGCGACACGGAGAAUGGACAACCUUUGAUUUUGCCUGUGAAAAGUGGUGCAGAUUCGGAGCCAGUCGAGACCUCGAUUGCUCAAAGUUCGAUUCCCCAGUUGAGCUCAAGCUUUGAUCCGCUCGUUGUGAACUUCGAAGAAGAGUCCGACAACGAGAGUGUGCCUUCAGUAUCGCCACUAAAGUCAUCUCGCUUGCGAAACGCGCCCAAAACGCUCGAGCAAAUAAGACUGGAGAAAAUUCAAGCCGAGUCUGCCGCCUUUUACAACUACGAGACCCAGCAGCAGUUUGUGGGCCGAGAAAGCAACUUGUCCAACAGGCUGGACAUCGACUGCCGAGCAAGACUAAGGGAGAAACAGAAUCCAGAAAGCAGAGCGGUUGGUCCUGAGAAGAGCCAGGAUUUGCGGGCAGUCAUGUUGUCGAAACGGAUGCAGGCGCAGCAAGAAGAGGCCAAGACUUCGACCAACGUUGAGAACAUCAAGGUUCUGAGCAUCGAUGAGAUUCGAGAGAAGAGGAGGAGGAAAAUGGAGGAGCAGGAGAAAGAGGCCCAAGUGAAUCCUCCGGUCCGGGUGCCCAAACAGAAAAUCACUUUCGGCAGCGAAGAGGAAACCGAAGUCAAAUCGCCUCCGAAGAGAAAAAUUGAAGUCAACCCUCCAGUUCCUGAAAAUGCUCCGAGCGCGGCCGCCAAGAAAAUCAAAAGGGCGAUUUCUCCGGUCGUGUUCGACGUUUCGGAAAAGGUGAAAAAAGUGAAGAAGUCAAAGGAGGAAAAGAAAAAGAAGAAGCACAAGAAGGAGAAAAGAGACGCGGACGUGUCAAGAAAAAUAAAUGUCCUUCCUACCUCCGAAUCAAAGUUUCCCAACAUCCAAAUCACAGCCAACCUGACCAGCCCCACAAAACCCACCGUGGCUGUUGUUGCGAGAAAGAGGGUGAUUUCGGCCGACGAGACGGCGCCACCAGAUGUGUUCAAGAGAUUGAAAAAAGAGCCCCAGAGAAAGGAGGCGACCGAGCCAAAACGGAAAAAGCCCGAGAGGCCGCUGUGGAAACCAUCUAGGUUGGUCAAGACCGAAGAGCCAGAAGGGGAACCGAAACCAGCGCCGGUCCCGAAGGCCAGAUUGAAUGUUGCGGCGCCGGUUUUCACUCCGAAGAUACAAAUUUUAUCUUCAAUCAUCAAACCUGCGACAUCCGCAGAGAGUAAACCAGUUCGGGUCAUCAAGCUGAAAAAGCCAACUGCGUCUGAGCCUGUUGUCGAACCAAAGCCAGAAGUUGAGAAAGUCGCCGAGCCUUCGACCUCCAAGCUUUCGAUUGAGAUCCCGAAAUCGCCUCAGAGGAGUCUCAGCCAGUCCAUCAGCAUUGAUGAUGAGUUCGAUCUUCUCUCUCCGUCCUCGAACCCUGACGACUCCUUCCUGAGGGCUUCGGAUGACAAAAUACUGGAAGACAUAGACGCUUUGCUGAACGAGUAACACUUAAAAGAUACUAGAACUUUUGUUAUUUAACACUGGUUGUUAUGAAUUUUAUAACAUUUGCAAACUGCAAUCCGUACUGCUCGGAAAACAUCACCCGAUCUCUCACUGAAAUUGUUAAACUUUGGCGUUUUUAUCUCCACUAGGGAAUGUUUUAGCUGUUGAAUAAACCAUCUCCCAAUUUUAGCAGAUCAAUUUAGAUCACGUGCCAUGCAUGUGUGUUUUUUUUAAUUUUGUUUGCCUCUACGGGCUGUAAAGUGCCCCAAACGUUUUUUGUGAUGAUUGUAUUUUUAAAUUUUAACUAACUCUCCUAUAUAUUAUUUGAAUUAAAAUAUCUCUGAACUUGUGAAUAUGAACUAAAACUAUUAGUACCAGUUUUUGUAAAUAAAGAAUAAAAUUAUUCUUUGUAACAUGUGAA